Anisakis simplex (herring worm) is the source of this 396-nucleotide messenger RNA. The record is from the annotation of a GenBank genome assembly. Lineage: Eukaryota; Metazoa; Nematoda; Chromadorea; Rhabditida; Anisakidae.
AUGUGUGUUAGAACGAUAAGUUCAACUGAUAUGUUCAGAUUACGUCACGAGAGAGAGGAACAAGAAAUGAAGAUUACCGAGGAGUCGAUUCUGAAAGAAAUUGAGGCAGAAUUGUUGAAACGGGAAGAAAACGUACAAAAACGCACCGCAGAAGUUCUUGAAAUGGUGAUGAAGAGCAAAAACUUCGUGACAGCCGAGAAUCUGGACGAAAAGCUGAAAGAAGCACUCGAUAAUCCGGUGGUGUAUGAUUAUGCGAUCGAUUUAAUGGGACAUAAAAUCUAUUCACCUGAACCAAGCAAGUAUUUAGAAGGUACUCCAACCAGGCAAAAAGGUCGACAGUUCGAUGUCAGUCUUGGAAUGCAGCAAGAAAAUAAAUCUGAAUCUCAAAAAUCUUGA